UUACCGCAGCACUUUGCUGCCCAGACCGAAACUACUACAUGUUUACAGCUCCGCGUCGCCCGCCAGGUAGUCUCCGGCUCCUUAGCCGCGAAUGAGAGCGAUCGACGGCUGUGCCUCGGCUUCGGAAUGCCCCGGAGAAAGAAGACCGACCAGAGCCCGGCCAGGCUUACCGACGGGCCGCCGCCGCCGGAAUGGGGAAGCCUCGGUCAAAACACGGGCUACCACACUCAGCCUCAGAGACAGCAGGCUGAAGCUUCGAGCUACUUCAUCCCCUCCAGCGCGUCGAUCUCCGCCGAGGACAAGGAGAAAGUCGUGAAAAGCAUGCAGGAGAUGUUCUCACAUCUGGACCCAGACGUCAUUUACAUCGUGCUGGCCGAGUGUGAUUUUAAAGUUGAAAAUGCGAUGGACUCGCUCCUGGAGCUGUCUGUGGCUGCUGAAGUGGCGGCGCCGGCCCCUCCUCCUGUUUCUGGUUUCGAGCGGACAGCUGCGGUCCUGCUCAGUCCUCGUCACUUUUCUGAAGGGAGGUCGGACCCAGGUUUCUCUGAACCCUCUCAGCGACCGUCUUCUCCCUCCUCCGAGAACCUUCUGACAGAAGACCUUGACCUGUUGGUUGAUCAAGAGCUAGAGACUCUAACUGCACAGCAAGAUGCCAAGGAAAAGCACUACAACAGCAAGUAUUUAGAAGGGGACGCAUCCAUUUCCUCUUUCCCUCCACCGCCUUUUACCCAGCAGGCUCUCCCUGAGCUGCUUCAGUCCAGCCUGGAGUCUGGCUCUCAGGGGCCUUUUGCAGAUCAUUCAGGCUCCGUGGGGAGGUCAGAGGACCGUCGGCCUAGAGCCUCUUCCCCGCUCAACCAGCUCAGCACAUGGGGAGAUGAGCCUGCAGAAGGCCAGCAGCCCGUGGUUGAUUUUACACACCUGAUUGCAGACAAAUGUCCAGACAAUGCAAAGCCUCCUUUCGACCUGGGCCCUUCAGGACGUCCUUCAGCUUUUCAGGCGUACAAAAAGCAAGAGCCGUCACAGGUCCCUUCAGAGCGACCCGGCCUUGAUGAAAUAGGAGGAGCGAGGUCAAAGAUAAACGCACUUAAUCAGGAUCUGCAUAGUAGCGGGCCAUCACCCUGGAAUUUGAAGGCACCGGUAUUUUCUCCUCGUGGCCAUGAAAACCAAGGCUCAUCGCUCAUUAACCCCGGGGCUCAGACACAUCCUAACUGGCCUGGCCAGCCCAGACACAUGUCUCCGUGGCCCGGCAGUCAAGCACCCCUCAAACCUAACGCAGCCAUUCCAAAGUCUUGGAAAAUGCCUGCUGCUCCGCAGGCUCCUAACAACAGACUUCGAUUGGAAGGGAAGGUACUCGUACUAUUGCGAGGGGCGCCCGGAUCUGGCAAGUCGACUUUGGCGAGAGCGUUGUUAGACCAUAACCGAGGCGGAGUGGUUCUGAGCACUGAUGACUAUUUCAUUCGAAAUGGACGAUAUGCGUUUGACCCCACUGCGUUGGGAGAGGCCCAUGACUGGAACCACAAACGAGCCAAGGAGGCUUUUGAGAGGGGAAACAACCCCAUUAUCAUUGACAACACCAACAUGCAGGGCUGGGAGAUGAAACCCUAUGUUGCUCAGGCGCUGAGACAUGGAUAUAAGGUGCUGUUCAGAGAGCCGGACACUUGGUGGAAGAACAAGCCCAGAGAGCUGGAGAGGCGUACCGCGCAUGACGUGCCAGUCGAAACAAUCCGCCGUAUGCUCAGUGGGUAUGAGCGCUUUGUCACGGUCCAGGGCAUCAUGGGCUCACAUAUGCCGGAAUGGAAACAGCGACUCAUUUUGGAGAACAAGGACAACAAAGGCUCACAGCCACCAUCGUCUGAAACGCCUUGCCCUGACCUUGUAGAUCAGCCUGGCUUGACCGAGGGGUGUAAGAAAUCCCGCCCCCAGCUCUUUUCCUCCCUCCCUGAUGUAUCCUCCAUUGGCCACUCUCAAGAAGGGAGAAAGUUAGAAGACGGCAGCCACAAAUCCACAGAGUCGCUAAAGAUCCAACUCGGCGACAAACCCGCUGAUGAACCUAACAUUUCUGAUGGUGACGACCUCGAUCUGGGCGAGUUAGAUUCUGAGCUGGAUGCACGGCUGGCCGCAAAUAACUCAGCCGUAGACCAGAAAAUCCCAGAUUGUAUUGUGGAAUCAGUGAUGAACGAAGAACAGUGUGGGGCAGAGAUUCCUGUGGCUUUCGCAGAGUCUAUUGCACAAAGAGUUAAGAGAGAAAGAUCAAGCAGGAGAUCUGAUUUUGAAAAGAUGGAUCCUGUAGAUCUUGUUAAAGAUACUAACCAGUUACAGAGUAAGACAACAGAGAAAGAAAGUACCAUGGAAGAAAAGGCAGAAGGGGUUGAAAAUGUAAGGCUGGAAGAAGAGGCAGUGACGUCCAAGUCGUUAGAUUUUGUGGGAGACUGGCCUUCAGAAAAUCCUCUAAAGCAGCGACAGAUUAAGAAAAGAGGCCAUAAAGCAGCACACGAGCAAGGAAAUGACAGUGCCUCAGAGGAAGGUCCUGACAAAAUGGCAGGCGUGCAUUCAGGUCCCAAUGUUGCCGAGUUUCAGAAGCUUCUUGACCUUAUCCAGACUGGCAUAGUAGCAGAUCAGACUGAAUCUGUCUGUUCGCCCUCUCUUUCGCCAAGCUCUGGAGAAAAGGAUGUGGAGGAUGAGGCAGGAAGCAACUCUGAGGAUUCUCACUGUGAAGAGAGAGAGCGGGACCUCAAGCCGAUCCGAGGUGAAUUACCAGACUGUGUGUUGGACUGGAAAGCAGCUGACUCUUGUGGAGCCAGGGAACCAAGAACUGAUAGCUUGGAAGGACCCAGAAAGGAAGAUGAAGUGACAGAGAUUGCUGCAGAAACUAUGUCCGUGGAUCCAAAAUCAACCAACUUGUUAAAUUCUUCUGAAGCUCUCACUGAUUUGUCAGUUGUCUCCAAAACUCCAGAGUUGAGUCAUAAUGGCGCUGACAGCCAUUGUUCCAACAGUGACAAUGGUACAGAUGUGGACUUGAACGUGGGCCCAGAUCUUGACAGAGAGAGUAGAACCAAAGCUCUUGAAGGUAGUAAUGAUGAGACGUGUCAGACUCCUGUGUGUGAAACAGAAAACAGUGUUUUGACUGAAGGCAGUCAGGAGAGGAAGCAGCGUCAGGGUCGUAGAUCAGGGAAGCAGUGCAAGCUGGCCCUUACCUUCACUCAGAACUACCCCGACUCCCCCUCCAAUACUAUCGAAUGCCCUAAUGCGUCCCCACAAAGUUUAGAUGACAGACCAAUCAGUAGGACGUCAGAUGUUGCUCCGAGUUCCAACCCAGCCUCCGGUCUUGACCUCUCACCGAAUCUUGAGCCGUUCACAGAGUCCAAAUCUGAGGUAGACGCGCAGCCACCUGCCCCUCCUCUCCCGGAGGACACCGGCUGCUUUACUCAGACAGAACCUCAAGACUUCGCUCUUCUUUGGCGACUCAAUCGCCAAAACAGCGCCAAUGACGCGGGCGUUGCCGCCGGCAGCCACUGCGGUGACGUCACUGUCGUCUCCGGCGACUCGUCUCGUUUCGUGCCAGAGCUGUCCUCUGCGGUGUCUGCCGCCGCCGCAGUUCACCCGUCCGGCCACCGAGAGGUACCCUACCGCGUGGUGCACGAAAAAGGCACGCAGGUGGAGGAGAAGGAGUUCGGAGUGACUCAAGAUCACCUGGAGAGUCUGCGCAUUCUCAGUCGCCAUUUCAAACUCGUCAGUUUCGACACGUUAGAGGAUCUGUAUGAGAAAUGCCAGCAGGACCUAGAGUGGACUACGAACCUCCUGUUGGACUCGGGGGAGAGGUUCUUUAGAGAUGAAGAUAUCGUGGAGGAGGAGAAUGAAUGUGCAGCCGACAAAGCGUCUCAAUUGAGUGAAGCUUCACACGACGCCGCAGAACCCAGUUUAUGUCCUGCCGUGUUAGAGGAGCGUCGUCAUGAGGAUGAGCCAGCUGUGAUUAAGGACGCGGCUCAGCCGCCGACCUGCGAAGGAGUCAGUGAAUCAGGGGAGAGUGCAAAUAACACAGAUCAGCCUGAUGCAUCCGCAGACGUAGAAAAAUCAUCAAAAACAGAGGAGGAGAGAUCUGACCACACUGGCAAAGCGAAGCCACAGCCCGACUUAGAGGGUGGUGCUUGGGGCGGGAGCUUAGAUGAUGAAGUUAUAAUCGAAGAGUUGAGGGUUGAGGAUGACAUUGCCAGCAUGGACGAGGUCAACCGGGUGCUGCAGGCUGAGCUGGACCAAAUGGAGAGAGAGGAGAAGCAGAGGAAAGAGCGGAGUCGCGGACAUCAUCUCAAUAUUCAGAGCGUGGAGAUAAAGCUGCCCACGGAGCUGGCCCUGCAGCUCACCGAGCUGUUUGGUCCUGUCGGAAUAGAUCCAGGUGCAUGCUCUGCUGAAGACUGCGCUGUGCUGAUGGACCUGAAUUUGGCCAAAUUACUCCACCAGAAGUGGAAGGAAACCAUCCAGGAACGUCAAAAACAAGCAUCGCUUUCCUUCCACUUGCUGCAGGAAAGUAUGGCCCGUUGGGAUGAGUUGCAGGGAACCAAAACGGGGCAGCGAGAUCGAACGCCACCGGUAAAUUUCCCUACAAACACAGAUGGAAGCACGUCAGUGGACGGCCGGCCGGAGGCUUGGGGUCAGCUGCCGUUCAUGGACCACUGGAAUACGUCCCGUCCACACAUCUCUCUCCGAGAUAUCAUACAAGAGGAACAGGCUUUGCAGAGUAAUGUGGAACAGACCAGAAAAAGUCGUGCAGACCUCGAUCGACGUGAUGGAGCCACAUUGCUGAAAGAGAACCAACUGUUCUCCCUUUUUCCCAACAUAGACAGGCACUUCCUGCUCGACAUCUUCAGAGACCACAAUUACAGCCUUACACAGACGGAGCUGUUUCUUCGCUCUCUGCUGAUUGAGGAGCCUGUAAAAACAGUCGUUGCCCCAGAAGCUCCUCGAUCUGACAGCUACAGAGCAACCAGCAAGGAGCGCGAAAAGAGGCAGAAGGCUUUAGAAGUCCUCGUAGCUGUGCCUGAUUAUCAGGACACAGAGGACCCAGACUACGAGGACUUCAGGGCUGAGGCCAAUUUACAAAGGAAGCGUCAGCUGGAGAGUUUCUCAAAGGCUGCGGAGGCCUACAAGCAAGGUCGCAAAGAAGUAGCCUCAUUUUAUGCACAGCAGGGACACCUGCAUGGUCAGCGGAUGCGUGAGGCCAAUCACCGCGCAGCAGCUCAGAUAUUUGAGAGGGUCAAUUCAUCACUGCUGCCCAACAACAUCCUGGACCUCCACGGGCUCCAUGUGGACGAGGCCCUCCAGCACCUGGCUCGGGUCCUACAGGACAAAACUGCAGACGCUGAACAGGGUCUGUGUCGGCCUCAGCUCUCUGUCAUCACAGGAAGAGGGAACCACAGCCAGGGGGGCGUGGCCCGCAUCCGCCCUGCUGUUGUAGACUACCUCACUAACAAACACUACAGGUUCACGGAGCCAAAACCGGGUCUUGUUCUGGUCUCUUUGAAGUGAGAAGAACUCGUUUGUUGGAUCCAAACUGAAGCUGCUAUGGAGGACAGUUCUUUAUCUGUACUCCACUUCCACAAUGCCACAAUGCAAUCACUAUUACGUAGAAAUGAUUGUUCACAUAAUUAAAGCAAUGGGAAUGUAUUAGUUCAGCUGAGGCCAGUCUGUUGGAUCCUAAACUCCGACACGUAUUUUUCUCUGUCUGUAAUUAUAUUUUACAUUACAGGUAAUGACAAAGAACGAAGUUUCAUUAUUCAAUUUACCUCAUAUUUGAUCAUUUAUGAGUUAGUCUUGUAAAGGGUCUGUUUAGCCGAUCCCUCCUACACCGGUUGCAACAAUCAUUGCAACUUGUGCCAUAAUUUGAGUAACGUUGACGCUAACACGUUUUGAACCAUGGCCCCCCAAUAUACAAGGUCAAGACUUAACGCACAUAGCAGGAUAAUGAAUAAGUGAAUAGUUGCCAGUUUGGGUUUUACUGGAGGGACAAGAAUUUUAAGAAAGGUUGAUUUGAACAAUGAUUAAACGUUAGGCAGGUUUUAAGUGAGAUAAUAUAAAGCGUUUGAUGUGGGUUUUACUGUUAAGUUCUAAACACAAAUGUUUCUACAGAUGAGAGUGAGGUUUUGUUUUUGUUUUUUUUCUUCUUUUCUUGAAUGUACUGUUGUCUUGAAGCUACAUGGGCAACAUGACAAGCGUGAGCUACGAGUACUGAAAUUUAAUCUCAGGAAAUACAGGAAACAACGUUUGUUGUUUGUAAGUUGGAUGUUUUCAGCUGGCAUUCUUGUAGCUUUUUUUUUAACAUUUUGUGCCAAAUUUGUAGCAUCUUUUCUUCGGGAUCUAAAGUAAUUUUAGAUAAAUACAUGUCUAUGUAAAUAAGUAAUAAUUCUGUUUUUCUACCUGUGUAAUACUUUAUAAUGCUGCAGAAAUGUAAAUGGGAUGAUUUUACUUAAUGUUGUUCAUAGUGCUGGAAACAAAUUACAUAUGUAGAGAAUAUUGUAUUUUUAUAUUCCUCUGUUCAUAUGUUUUUACAAAAAGUAUUGAAUUGUGGAAUAAAAUAUAUUUGCAUAC
This is a messenger RNA of Salarias fasciatus (jewelled blenny), 6576 nucleotides long. It is a transcript of the gene n4bp2, whose product is annotated as NEDD4 binding protein 2. NCBI's taxonomy places the organism in Eukaryota, Metazoa, Chordata, Actinopteri, Blenniiformes, Blenniidae. The transcript is spliced from 16 exons. The record is from RefSeq and is a predicted model, not a curated record. Gene Ontology annotation, molecular function: ubiquitin binding; endonuclease activity. Gene Ontology annotation, cellular component: nucleus. Bases 127 to 5517 code for a protein of 1796 amino acids.